This is a messenger RNA of Drosophila santomea, 1671 nucleotides long. RefSeq names its product prolyl endopeptidase. Gene Ontology annotation, molecular function: oligopeptidase activity; serine-type endopeptidase activity. The record is from RefSeq and is a predicted model, not a curated record. Gene Ontology annotation, cellular component: cytosol. Gene Ontology annotation, biological process: proteolysis. Lineage: Eukaryota; Metazoa; Arthropoda; Insecta; Diptera; Drosophilidae.
AUGUCUCGUUCGAUGGCUUCGGUCAAUGGACCGACAGACGUGAGUCGGUCAGUCGAGAAAGGAAGUAGGAUUGUGUAUCCAAAAGUACAAAAGCGAUUCGAAGAAAUAAUACACGAAUAUAAAAUAAAAGACGUUUUUCGGUGGAUUGAAGAUCCAGAUUCUGUAGAAACUCUACGAUUUGAGAACGCGCAGAAGAACAUUAGUCAAUCGUUCAUUAAAAGAAGUGCGGAAUGGGCGAAUAAUAAUUCCGAACUGUCAAAGCUAUGGAAUUUCCUGAAGUAUGGGUGUCCCCCCAAGUGUCACGGUAACUACUAUUAUUAUUUUAAGAAUACUGUCCUGCAGAAUAAAAGCGUUAUGAUGCAGCAAACGAUUUUAGAGAGCCCAUAGUCUGUACUCCUUGACACCAAUAGCUUAUUUUCUGAUGAAAUGAGCCAUAUCACAGUCUCGGAUAAGUACACGGCCUGUGGACUGAGAGAAAAUGGUUCCGAUUGGAAUUAAAUUCGAAUACGAAAUUCUAAGGAAUGUAUCGACUUACAUGAAAUUCUGGAAAAAGUAAUGUUUUCUAAUCUCUCCUUGAUUAAGGACAGCAAGGGAUUUUUCUAUGUUCGAUAUACUGAUCAAGACUGAAAGAUUGAUGGAUCAAAGACAAAGCUGGCUGAAAAUCAAAAACUGUAUCCUAAUUACCGGGUGAUUGUGAUAAAUGUUAAUAGUCCAGUAGAUGCAAAUUGGACCACCUUAAUACCCGAGCAUGAGAAUGAUGUUCAAGUGCGGGUCAAGUGCGUUGAUGGAAAUAGCUAUACUAUUCAAAAAUAUUAUCCCAAAUUUGAAAGUCGUAUAAUAUUUUACUACGACUUUGCCCAGACAACUGAAGGCUUUAGCCGGGAUAGCUAAAGUGUAGAACAGGUGUUUUAUAAAUGCACAGAUGAAACCGUUCUACCUAUGUUUAUCAUACAAAGACAGAAGUAUAUUGCGAAACCCCGCCCUUGUAUGCUUUAUAGAUAUGAAGGAUUUAACAAAAGGCUGAUGCCAUCGUUCGGCAUAAUAGGUCUGAUGUUUAUGGAUACUUUUAAUAGAGUUUUGGCUUUUCCAAAUCUAAGAGGAGGCGAAGAAUAUGGCCAAGAGUGACACGAUGGGGACAGAAUGUUGAAUAAACAAAUUGUUUUUAAUGAUUUUUAACCCGUCGCUAAGUUUUUAACCAAAAAGAACUAUACCACCAAGGAUUGAUUGUCCCCACAGGGUGCCUAGAAUGAUGGGCUUGUGGGAGCUUGCAUCAAUCAGCGUCUAGAACUAUUCGGAGCAGUCGUUGCCCAAGCUGGAGUAAUGGAUAUGUUCCGGUUCCACAGUCCCGAUGAGCGGGCACAUUUUGCAGACCUAAUUCAAUUCUCCCCUCUUCACAAUGUUCAUAUUCCUCUGAAUCCAAAUCAGGAGUACCCAUCUACAUUAAUCCUGACAGCCGAUCACAAUGGUCGUGUAAGUCCUUUGCACUCUUUUAAUUUUGUUGCUGCUCUUCAGGAAGCUGUGCGGUACUCGGAGUAUCAACUCAAUCCAAUAUUAAUAAGGGUUUAUACGAAGGCAAUAGGAGCUGAGAAGCCAACUAAAAUGCGCAUUAGUGAGGCUGGAGACAUUGUGUUUUUUAAAAAGACACUCAAUGUCGAUUGCAUUAAUCUAUGA